Messenger RNA from Westerdykella ornata, 1263 nucleotides. Its product is annotated as Zinc/iron permease. Bases 1 to 1263 code for a protein of 420 amino acids. The record is from RefSeq and is a predicted model, not a curated record. Gene Ontology annotation, molecular function: zinc ion transmembrane transporter activity. The transcript has 5 exons. Gene Ontology annotation, cellular component: plasma membrane. Gene Ontology annotation, biological process: zinc ion transmembrane transport. NCBI's taxonomy places the organism in Eukaryota, Fungi, Ascomycota, Dothideomycetes, Pleosporales, Sporormiaceae.
AUGGCAGACGCAAUGGAGAAGCCGCAGUGUGGCAGUGCGGCUGAGGAGGGAGAGUACGAUCUUCCUCUACAUGUUGCCGCAGUCUUCAUCGUCUUCGCGGCGAGUAUUGCAGGAUGUGGGUUUCCCGUGGUGGCCAAGAAAAUCAAGUCUCUGCAUAUUCCCCCCAAGGUCUUUUUCUUCUGUAAACACUUCGGUACUGGUGUCCUGAUUGCGACGGCCUUUGUUCAUCUUCUGCCCGUCGCUUUUCAGUCGCUCAACGACCCAUGCCUGCCCGAGCUGUUCACCGACAAGUAUCCCGCCAUGCCCGGUGUCAUCAUGAUGGCCGCCCUGUUCCUUCUCUUUCUGAUUGAGAUGUGGCUCAACGCAAAGACUGGAGGGCACAGCCAUGGCAGUGCGACCGGUAACGAAUUCGGCGCUGAUAGAGCGGCUCCUGGUAUUCAGAACGCGUUCAACAACCCGUUGAAGCGCACCGACAGCUACGACUCCCAGAUUACCAUGGCCGAGAAGAGGGGCUGGGUCGAUGCAUCUUACCCGGCUGAGAAUUUCCCGUUCCCCAAGGAAAAGGGUGAACUCGAGCCCAAGUCCGAAAUGCCUCCUUGGUUCAUUGUCUUCUACGAACAGUACAUCCGCCAGCGUGACGACAUGCUCAACAUGAUCCGGAGCGCCAUGCCGCCAAUCCCCGCCUAUGGCCAACAGCAAGCCCACCAGGACAAGUCGGUCGAGCAAAAAUCGUACUUUGACGACGACGUCGAGCUGCAGGUCGAUCCUAUGGUGCUCAAAAAGCAGUCGAUGCAGAUUACGCUGAUCGAAGGUGGUAUCCUCUUCCACUCCGUCUUCGUCGGCAUGACCAUCUCCAUCACCAAUGAGGGCUUCAUCACCCUUCUCGUCGCCAUUAUCUUCCACCAGGCUUUUGAGGGUCUCGGUCUCGGGUCUCGCAUCGCCGCCGUUCCAUACCCCAAGGGAAGCUGGAAGCCGUGGAUCCUUGUAACUGCUUUCGGAACCACGUGCCCGAUCGGUCAAGCCAUCGGUCUCGCCACCCGCGGCGCCUACGACCCCAAUAGUGCCUUCGGUCUCAUCAUGGUCGGCACCAUGAACGCCAUAUCCUCCGGCUUGCUGCUGUACGCCGCACUCGUCGAUCUGCUCGCUGAAGACUUUUUGUCCGAGGAGGCGCAGCAUAGCAUGACUACCAGGGACAAGACCAAGGCCUUCUGCUACUUGCUUAUGGGAGCUGCGGGUAUGUCCAUCGUGGGCGCCUUCGCUUGA